GGAGGAGGCUGCCGUCCCGGCGCGGCGGCCGGUUGGAGACGGUCUCGAGAGCAGCGUUCAGUUGCGGCUCAGGAAACGCCAAAAGAGGUCCACGAGGCUCCGGGAGAGGUGGCCCGAUGCUGAGUACAUAACCAAGGAGCAUUAGAUGACCAUGUGAACCAAGCUUCUCAUCAUUACCUGGUUGUUGUCUGACUUACCUAGCCACAUUUGACAAUGUACAACAUCAAUCUGUCAUCAGAUGGAAAUGACAUAUGAGACAGAGCUUGGGCAGAUCUGGAAAGUACACGUAUUACCAUUUCAAGAAACCUUCUUGUCUGCAAAUCUAUGAUAAAAGAUAUAGGUAACAGAGGAAAUCAUACCUGUUAUUUGUCAGUUGACAAGUUUUAUAUGUCAGAAUGACUCACCUAAAGCGACUAGUAAAAUUACAUAUUAAAAGACAUUACCAUAAAAAGUUCUGGAAACUUGGCGGAGUGAUUUUAUUUUUUAUAGUAGUUUUGAUUUUAAUGCAAAGAGAAGUAAGUGUUCAAUAUUCCAAAGAGGAGUCAAUAAUGGAAAAAAGCAUGAAAAACAAAAACAAGGUGUUUGAUUUAAUGCUGGAAGCUGUAAACAAUAUUAAAGAUGCAAUGCCAAAAAUGCAAAUAGGAGCACCUGUCAGGCAAAACAUUGAUGUUGGUGAGAGACCCUGUUUCCAAGGAUAUUAUACAGCAGCUGAAUUGAAACCCGUCCUUGACCGCCCACCGCAGGAUUCUAAUGCACCUGGUGCUUCUGGUAAAGCAUUCAAGCCAAUCAAUUUAAGUACUGAAGAGCAAAAUGAAAAAGAACGUGGUGAAGCAAAACACUGUUUUAAUGCUUUUGCAAGUGACAGGAUUUCUUUACACCGAGAUCUUGGACCAGACACUCGACCUCCUGAAUGUAUUGAACAAAAAUUUAAGCGCUGCCCUGCUCUGCCUACGACCAGUGUCAUAAUAGUGUUUCAUAAUGAAGCAUGGUCCACACUGCUCAGAACUGUCCACAGCGUGCUCUAUUCCUCUCCUGCCAUCCUAAUCAUUUUGGUGGAUGAUGCUAGUGUAGAUGAGUACUUACAUGAUAAACUGGAACAAUAUAUAAAACAAUUUUCUAUAGUAAAAAUAGUCAGACAAAAAGAAAGGAAAGGUCUGAUCACAGCUCGGUUGCUAGGAGCCACUGUAGCAACAGCUGAAACGCUCACAUUUUUAGAUGCUCACUGUAAGUAUACAAGAGUAGACAUAGUUGUAACAUUUUCCUCCCCCUUCCUCUAGUUUAAAGGUAAGGAACCC
Molecule: messenger RNA, 1295 nt
Organism: Tupaia belangeri chinensis (Chinese tree shrew)
Lineage: Eukaryota; Metazoa; Chordata; Mammalia; Scandentia; Tupaiidae
Product: polypeptide N-acetylgalactosaminyltransferase 3-like
Biological process (GO): protein O-linked glycosylation
Cellular component (GO): Golgi apparatus
Molecular function (GO): polypeptide N-acetylgalactosaminyltransferase activity
Source: RefSeq, a predicted model, not a curated record